Mus pahari (shrew mouse) is the source of this 4144-nucleotide messenger RNA. Its product is annotated as zinc finger protein 120. The annotation marks the transcript as partial. The record is from RefSeq and is a predicted model, not a curated record. Gene Ontology annotation, molecular function: RNA polymerase II cis-regulatory region sequence-specific DNA binding; DNA-binding transcription factor activity, RNA polymerase II-specific. Gene Ontology annotation, biological process: regulation of transcription by RNA polymerase II. NCBI's taxonomy places the organism in Eukaryota, Metazoa, Chordata, Mammalia, Rodentia, Muridae. The transcript has 3 exons.
GAUGUAGUAAACUAUGAUGAUGUGCAUGUGAACUUCUCUUGGGAAGAGUGGGCUUUGCUGGAUCCUUCUCAGAAGAGUCUCUACAGAGAGGUGAUGCUGGAGACCUAUAGGAAUCUCGCUGCUAUAGGCUACUAUUGGAAAGACCAUAAUAUUGAAGGACAUUUUCAAAAUUCUAGAAGAAAUGGAAGGCAUGAAAGAAGUGAUAUUGAAGAGACACUUUCUGAAUUUACUCAAUAUGAUAAAGACUUUGCAUAUCAGAGCCAUCCUCAAAGACAUGAAAGAAUUUAUUCUGGAGAGAAACUCUAUGAAGGUGUCCAAUAUUUUGAAANCUUUGCACAUUACAGUAGUCUCCAAAUACAUAAAAGAACACAUAUUGUAGAAAAACCCUAUGAGUGUAAGCAAUGUGGCAAAGCCUUUGCAUACCACAGUUAUCUUCAAAGGCACGAAAGAAGUCAUACAGGAGAGAAACCUUANGAAUGUAAUCAAUGUGGUAAAGCCUUUGGACGCUAUAGUCAUCUUCAGAGACAUGAAAGAAUUCAUACAGGAGAAAAAAGCUAUGACUGUAAUCAAUGUGGUAAAACAUUUGUGCAUCACAGUCAUCUUCAAAUACAUAAAAGAACACAUAUUGGAGAGAAACCCUUUGAAUGUAACCAAUGUGGUAAAGCCUUUGCACGAAACAGUCAUCUCUUAAUACAUAAAAGAAUACAUACUGGAGAGAAACCCUAUGAAUGUAAGCAAUGUGGUAAAANUUUUGCGUAUCAAAGUGGUCUUCUAUAUCAUAAAAGAAGAUAUACUGUAGAGAAACUCUAUGAGUGUAACCAAUGUGGUAAAUCCUUUUCAUGUCACAAUAGUCUACAAGUACAUAAAAGAACACAUACUGGAGAGAAACCCUAUAAAUGUAAUCAGUGUGGAAAAGCCUUUGGACGCUACAGUUCUCUUCAAAGGCAUGAAAGAAUUCAUACAGGAGAGAAACCUUAUGAAUGUAAUCAAUGUGGUAAAGCCUUUGGACGUCACAGUUCUCUCCAAAGGCAUGAAAGAAUUCAUACAGGACAAAAACCUGAUGAANGUAAUCAAUGUUGUAAAGACUGUGGAUGUUACAAUAGUCUCCNGAUACAUGAAAGACCACAUACUNUAGAGAAAUACUUUGGGUGUAACCAAUGUGGUAAAGGCUUUUCACAAAACAGUUAUCUUGAAAUACAUAAAAGAACACAUACUGUAGAGAAACACUAUUAGUGUAACAAUGUGAUAAAGCCUUUGCAUAUCAUGGCCAUCUUUGAAAUCAUAAAAUACCAUAUACUGCAGAGAAACCCUAUGAAUGUAAUCAAUAUGGUAAAGCCUUUGCAUGUCAGACAUCUUCAAAGCCAUGAAAGAAACCAUACUGUAGGGAAACCCUGUGAACGUAUUUAAUAUGGUGAAGCCUUUGCACAUUUCUAUAGUCUUCAUCAUCAUGAAAAAAAUCCAUACUGAAGAGAAACCCUAUGAAUGUAUUUAAUGUGCUAAAGCCUUUUCACAUUUCAUAAGUCUUCAUCAUUGUGAAAUAAUUCAUACCAGAGAGAAAUGAAUAUAUUUAAUAUGGAGAAGUCUUUGCAUAUUUUAAUAGUCUUCAUUAUUGGGAAAAUAUUCAUACUGGAGGGAAAUNCUCUGAGUGUAAGCAAUGUGGUAAAGCNUUUGUGUUACNGGGUCUGUUGAGACCCAACAAAACUCNAACUCAGGUAAUGCAAGUGACAAGAACUUAUUGUAAUCAAGCUACUACUGAUGGCUCAGGGCUACAGAACAUACUUGGAAACUGAACUGUGACAUGCUGCCUAACCACUUCCCAACCCAGAGCAAGAAUGGUAUAGAGCUUUUAAUUUCCAAAACCAGAAAUAUCUGUGCCAAGUUAUAGCUCCAUUUUUUUUCCACCGGGAUUUAGGGAUCAGGGCUUUCCUUAUCUAGUUGAUCUAUGUUAACUGAUUCAGUCUAACUAAUCAUAUCCAUUUAUUGUUUUGUGAUUAGGAACAGGCAUUAUGUUUUGAGGAACAAAAGAUAAAUAACAGAAGCCAUGGUUAGAGACAGUCAAUAUGAUUUCAUGAACAAAGAUGAACAAUUGAAGCUGACCUGCUAUUGGGAAGGUUCCAGCUACUGCAAGACCAGGGAACUUGAAUUUAGGUGUGCCAUAUGAUUAAAUGGAGGCUGAUAACAAAAAAAUGGAGUACUUAGGACAAGUUUCUUUUACUUGUUUUCAACAGUUGCACAUCAUAGGCACUUUUGAAUACUUGAAAGAAUAACAACAUUGUAGUGAAACUUCAAAUUGUUAUCAANGUGAUNAAGNUGUUUUACANCACAGUUAUAUACAUUAAAGAACACAUACUGGAGAGAAAUCCNAUGAAUAUGCAAUGUGGUAAAUCCUUUGUGUGUAGCAGUAGUCUUAAAAAUCAUGAGAAAAAGACAUGCUGCAAAGGAACCCAUAAAUGUACUCAGGAUGGUAACAUUUUGCACUUGAUGGUAUCUGUAUACAAGAAUAAACCUUUAGAGUAUAAUUAAUCUUUAAAGCCUUUGCAUAUCGCAGUAAUCUUUAAGGACCUUAAAGAACUGAUACUGAAAAGAAUCUGUGACUAAAGGAUUUGAUAAGAUCUGUAGCCAACACCCUUGCAUUCAAUGUCGGGUGCACCAUGGCUCUGAAUAUGACUGCACAACAGUUUCAGCUGUGGGAGCAUCUUCAAUCCGAAUCAUGUACCUCUGGCUUUCUAGUAUACAGAUGCCAUUGCUCUCUCUUGUCUGCUUGUCUGUCAUUGCAUUUUUCUAUACCAUAUUUGUCCUCAAAUAGAAGUCUGUUAAAAAAUUUCUGGGAAAAGGAUUGAUUGACUAGAGAAGGAAAUGGCUCUGGUAUCUAUUAGGAACAAACUGUUCUAGCCCUGGCUAUUCAAGCAGUCAGUUCAGGCAUAAUGCCACAAGGGGUUCUGUGGAGAUUGACUCACUUAAUUGUUCUAUGAGACAUUUUUGCCAAGUCAUAAUGAUUAUGUCGUACCACAAAAUAUUUGAAGCAGGAAAUGUUUUUGAGAAACCUGAAGUUUUAAUAGUUAAAUGAAGACCCUCAAGGAAAAGGAACAUGGGGCCUGGGUCACUAAGAGCAGGGAUGGCUAUAGAAAACACAAUGAACAAGAUAGAGGAAGAAAUAGCUGGGCCUACUGGUUAAGAGAGCAAUGGUGAGAGCCCCCAUGAGAGGAGAUCUCUAAUAAUAGGUUUGAUUUAGAAAUAUUAUUGGGGAAAAUUGGAAGGUAUAUAGUACAAAAUAUAAAAGGAUGGGUAUAAGUGUUUAGACCCCACAAGUAGGCCAUUGGAUUAGUGAACUGACCUUCCUGGAAAGAUUGGAACAUAGUUAUUUGACCCUCUGGCAUCGCCUACCUAAAGGGAACUAGGGUAUAUAUUCUAAGAGAAUUUGAGCUUCUGAAGGAGCUCUGCAAGAAGCUGUAAAAGAAAUUAAUAUCACAUAUGGAAAAUAAUUUGAAAAACACUGUAGAAAUAGAUAUUUGGAGGAGUUCAGUAAAUUGGAGGAAGAGAUUCUGCAGAGUUAGACAAGCUAAAAACACCUUAUCCCGACCUGUUUAGCACCUUUCUGUUCUCAUGCUAAUUCUGUAACUACAAGUUUAUGCCCAGAUGGCCUGUGAUGUGGAGGUUUUUCUGAGAGUUAAAAGUUAACAUAUAACUUGCUUUUGCAGACACUGAACUGUAAAUUUAUGUAUGCUUUGUGCUUUCUGGUGACAUAGUGGUGUGGGGUUUCGCAGGAAAAAUAAUGGGUUUGAUGAAAAUAAUGAAAAGGCUUUUGCUUAUGUAUUAUUGAAUAACAAGGAAGUGUGUAACCAAUAAAAGACUGAGGUGAACUCAGAGAGAGAACCUGCAUGCUGUCUCUUGAGUACAGCCUCAGACCAGCAGUGAGUUGCCUGUCAGUGUGCACCUGAAUCUUUGCCUGAGACUCUUCAUUUUGGGCUGAUCCAAUCCAUCCUGUCUCAAGACCCUUGUAACAACUGAGGCCAUUCCUGGGAAAUUCAGUUACACAAGAUUGUUUCUGAGGGAAAAAAUAUGACAAGGGUCAGCAAUCUUUUCAAACAGUAUGAUAUCCCUAUUGAUUUUGUUUGUACUUGCAUACUCAAAAAAAAUAAAUAAA